Messenger RNA from Saprolegnia diclina VS20, 1500 nucleotides. RefSeq lists its product as hypothetical. Bases 22 to 1476 code for a protein of 484 amino acids. The transcript has a single exon. NCBI's taxonomy places the organism in Eukaryota, Oomycota, Saprolegniomycetes, Saprolegniales, Saprolegniaceae. The record is from RefSeq and is a predicted model, not a curated record.
GCUUGCGAUCACAACGUUCGUAUGGCGACAACGUCUCCAGAACCAAAGCGUGCGCGCGUCGAGGCGGCGCCGUGGCUGCUGCCGCACGUCGUGCUGCAGGUGGUCCAUUAUCUUGCCGAUGCUGAUGCCGCCAACGCGUUUCUCCACGCGGUGCCGCCCGGCGCCCGUGACGAGUCGCUUGAUGCGCUCGCAACCCUCUUUACCGAGGGUGUCGACUUCUGGCCAAAGACUUUUCUCGACGAUGUUUUGAGAACGAAGGACCCGUCGACAGUGAUCAAGGCGCUACCAGCGCUCCGCAUCCUCGACAUUUGCGAAAAUGACGCCCGCGGCGUCAGCCUUUGCCGAGCCACGCCGCCGGUGCCGACGGUCGAUGUCAACGUCAUCGUCUCCAGCACAAACCUGUGUGACCUUCGAUCCAUUCUGGGUGGCUGGGUCGCCAACAUCACCGAUCUAGACGUUGAUAGCUAUGCCCAGCCGCUCAACCUACAAGGUCUGCAGCGAUCGCUCGCCGAGUGUACAAGGCUCAAGACGAUCACCAUGUCGUGGCGAAACCCCAUGUUCAUGGACCAAGACGAGCUGGACAUCCUCCUGGUGGCCAUUACCGAGUCGUGUCCGCGCAUCGCGGUUGUGUCGCUCACGGCACCCAACUUCACCGUCUUGGAGGACAGCGAGUGCCUUCUCGAGUUGCUCGCACGACCAAGUGUGACGCAGUUCAGGCUGACGGGGUGUGCUGUGGCAGCGACCGCGACCGAGGAUUUGGUGCACGGACUGCGUUCGCUGCCGUCGUUCGAAUCCGUCCGCCUCGAAUGCACCGGCCGUAGCAUUUCGAUGUUGCGCCCGUCAGCGCCACGGCCGUCCCGGAACUUGCCGAUCUUGGAUAUUGACGCCAGCAGCGUCGUCCAGGACACCAGUGUAUGGGACGAAGCGAUGUGUCUCGCUUUCCCAACAGUGCUGCGGACGUUCAAGGUGUACAAUGCGCGGAUGGCCGACUUUCCGCAGCUGCCGGAGCUCCGCAACCUCACCUUGAGCAACGUCGAGCUGACGAGCAACGCUGUGGCGUCUCUCUGCGCGCUGCUGGCGACGACGACAACGCUCACAACCCUCUUGUUUAUGACGCCGAGCGACUUUACGCAAAACGUCGACGCGGUCCUGGCCGCUCUGCCGCGCUGGCUGAGUCGCCAACGACACGCGUGCAACGUGCACCUUGACGUCCCAACGGCAAACGCGGGGGUGGUCGCCGCCAUUGUGGAGAAAACGCGCAGCUCGCACGGGGUCCACUUGGAGGUGUUCAACGACAUUAAUCUCGCAGCGAGCAAGCGCGUCGUGACGGCCCUUGGCGCGACGUCGCAAAUGUCGGUGUGGCUAUUGAGCCGGAGGAACAUGCAAGAUGACGAGCUCAAGGCACUUGCCAAGAUGCACAACGUGUACUACGAAGGAAGCUACUUCGUCUCGCCACGCCCGACGCCGACGCAGUAGUCAUAUGCACUUCACCAAUGAUCA